AUUGAUUUAGUCGACGAUAAGACCAAUGAUUCCAAACCAAAUGAUGUGACCAUUGAGGACACACCAAACGGGUCACAAAGAACGGUUAAACGCAAGAAUGAUUCUCAAUCACCGAAGGAAUCAAAGAAAGCCAAGAAUAUAGAAGUGGCUCCAGAAGUGAUUCCGACAAAAGUGACCGAUGGAUGCGUUUAUGUGAAGGGAGGCGAGAAUCUGACUGUCAUUACACUUCACGAAGCGUUGAAUCAUCAGCGAUACGAUCAGUUUGAGAUGUCAAUUGUUUCCGAAGUGAUUAGAGAGUCUUUGAUCCAUCAUUUUUCGCACUAUAUUUUGUCGACUUUAAUCCAUAACUACAAGAAUCCCGUCUCGAAGGACGAGAAGAGUGCGGAAACGGCGAAACCGACUCCAAUGCCUAUAAACUACGUCCACCUGUCGUUUGCAUACUUCGAUUCCAGUCAUUGCGGACACAUUUUGGCCGACGAUUUGACAAAACUAUUAAAUAACGCGAAUUUCACUCUUUCGCGAAAAGCUUUCAAUCUUCUGAUGAGUACUGAA
Medioppia subpectinata is the source of this 552-nucleotide messenger RNA. The record is from the annotation of a GenBank genome assembly. Lineage: Eukaryota; Metazoa; Arthropoda; Arachnida; Sarcoptiformes; Oppiidae.